CGCCAUUAAACUAAAGCAAAACAAAAUGCGUGGACUUUGUUGGGAUGUUGAUUCAGCGUGUGAUAUUUUCGAAAAAUAAUAUUGAUAGGCUGACCGCGAAGGGACGGAGGUGACUUUCUAAUCAUGUGUUUGGAACUUCGCGUAGUAUGAUAUUGAACUUUGCCCCAUCGCUUUCGGGCUUAUGAGUCCAUAUACUCAAGUGUGAUGGACCGAGACAGGCAAAGAAACAGAAGAAGGGCACGGGCCCAAAAGCUGAAGGAAGUUGGAGUGAAAGAUGUUGAUAAUGGAAAUGAGACGGGGGAUGAUAUAUUGGAACCAAGACCAGCAAGGCCUCCCAACAGGAAGCGAAAGUUAAAAGAACCUCUCUUCGAAGAAGAUAUUAUUGAUGGUUUUGCUAUUUAUUCAUUCAAAGCAUAUAGUGACAUUGAGAGAGCUGUGAAGUUGGCUGAGAAGAAGGGGUUCAAGACCUUAGAUCCCUUACUCUCAACUCAAGAGAAUUCAGUCAGUGCAAAGAAAAGAAAGCACCAUGAUGAUCACACUCAGGAUCCUGGUGCUAGUUCUGGAGAUGGGUAUUUUUGUGAUCAUAGUGCAAGUGAUGAUGGCAAGAUCUCAGAUGCUGGUUCAGAGAUCUUCCACUCAGUCAGCAAGCGAGAGCCACCGGGACCGGUGGCGGCGACUGCAGCCUCCGUGAUGACCAAUGGCUCCGCCGGACCGUCUCCGAUCACGAUCAAGGAUGAACCCGCCGGUGAAGGCCCUCCGACCCCAGCCCAGCCGCACACCAGCCGACAGGAUACCGGUACCGGUGCGGGCGGCUCCAAGUUGGUGUCCCGCGGGUUCCUGCCGCAUCCGGGCCUGAUUGACCAGCCGGGUCACCACGCCGGUCCCGCCGGCCGGCCCGAGCAGCCGCCGGCGCUGGCCACAGCGGCCAGCCAGCCGGGCCAGACGCCGGCGACCGGGGGCCACUCGAGCCGACACCCGGCCGCCGGCGGCCCGCCGCGCCACCAGCAGGCGGCCAGGAGCCAGCCGGACCCGGCGGCGGCCGGGUCGGGCCGGCCGGGCCGCGACAUGAGACCGGCGUCCGCCGAGGCCAGCCGGGCCGGCGAGGGUAGCGCCCAGCAGUCGAUGGCCGCACACCGGGACGGCUCGUCCCGGCCGGCAGGCCGCCCCUCCGCCAGCCGACCCCCGAGCUCGCUCGGCCACCCCGCUCUCUCCAUGUACCCAGGUCUGACCAGCCACCCGGCCCUAGUAAGCCAUCCCAGUCUGAUGAGCCACCCCGGCCUUACCAGUCACCCAGGCCUCGUGGGAUACCCAGGCCUGACGGGCCACCCUGGACUAGCUGGCCAUAUGGGCUUAUCUGCUCACAUACCUAUAUCAAGCCAUAGUGGCUCCUACUUGCAUCCAAAUGACUCCCAUCCCUUGUCUGGUAGACACCCCAGCUCAAGUUCUGCUGUCCCCAGCCACUCGAGCUCCUACUCAGCAAUGGCCAAGCAUCCGUCUUUGCAGACGAGCAAGUACCCUGGUACAACUGUCAGUCAGUAUCUUACCUCAGCAAGUAGCUUGUCAGGCUCCAGACCGGGACUGAGCUACUCGAGUCCCGUCUCCAGUGCAGCAGGCUUUCCCAGCCCAUAUCCUGACUUAUUAGGCAGUCACCCUGGCCCGGUGUUUGGCCUGCCCGGCUUCUCGGGCGGCCAUCCGGCGCUGGCCGGUCUUCCCGGCGCUCAUAUGGCCCCUACCAGUCGGCUGAGUCCGUACCCGUCGGCGACGAGCAGCUCCAGCCCGCUGUCUGCCCUGUCGGGUCUGGCGGGCCACCACCCCGGCCCGUACCCGGGCAGGACCAGCGAGCCGGCGGCCCACCCGGGCAGACAGUCGGCGCAGAGCGGCCGCCCCAGUCCGCACCCCAGUCCGCGCCCCGGCUCCCGGCCCAGUCCCCACCCCAGUCCCCGGCCGGGCCAGCAGCCCGGGCCGCGGCCGCCCCCUGCGAACCACACCAGUCCGCGGCCGCCGUCGGCCGGCCACCCCAGCCACCUGGGACAGCCCAUACGGCUCCCGCACCCGUCAACCGUCGACUAUUCGGCGCACCCUGCCUACAAGGGCCAUCCGGGCCACCAUCCGGCCCAUCCGCCCCCGCCGGAUCAUCUCCGGUAUCCGGGCCAUCCCAUCCAUUCCAGCGGUGGGGGCCAGGUCAGCCAGCCGAGUCAGACCCCGGUGGAGGGCGCGCGGCCGACCGUCUCGAGCGGCCAGCCGGCGCCGCCGCCACCUCCGGCCGCCCCGCCGCGACUCAAGUUCGGCAUCUCGGACCUGGUGGCCACACCGUCACCGCCGGCCACCAGUCUGGCGAACGGCGGCGGCUCGCCGGCGCCGCCCCCUGCCGGAUCCAGACGACAGGCGGUCAGUUACAGCCCGGCGUCUCUGUCGGCUCGUCACAGCCCGGCGGCGCGACUCAGUCAGUCUCCGGCUUCGGUGUCGAGUCGGGCCAGCCCGCUGCCCGACCGGCUCCAGUCCCUCAGCUCGGCGGCGCCGUCUGCCAGGCCCGGGCCGCACUCCGGGCUCGGCGUCAGCCCCCUGCCGGCCGCCCACGGCCGAGGGCCGCCGCCCCCGCCCGUCGGACUCGGACCCGAGUCGGCACCGCCAGCCAACAGUGCCGAGCUGCUGCGGCGAGAGCUCAACAGCCGCUUCCUAGCGUCGCAGGAGCGCGGCGGCCUGGCCGUCGGUCCGCCGGAGCUGCACCAGCACCAGCAUCACCAGCCGGGCACCAGCAGUGCGUCCGACAUGCGUGUCACGGCGCCCGUGCCACCACUGGUGAAGGCGACGCCCAAAAUGGGCGGCGCGCACUCGCCUCUGUUCCGGAACGGCCUGCCACCGGGACUGACUCCGCUGACUCCGCGCUCGGCGGCUCCCGGCCUGACUCCGAGUCUGACUCCGGGCCUGCCGCCCAGCCUGACGCCCGGUCUGGCGCCCAGCCUGACUCCGAGUCUCACUCCGGGCCUGACUCCGGGCCUGGCGCCCGGACUCCUGCCGCCCGGUCUGAACCCGAGCCUGGCGCCCGGCCUGGCGCACGGCCUGACGGCGGGACUGAACCCCGGACUGACGCCGGGCCUCGCCUCGGGUCUAACCCCGGCGUCGGUGGCGGCCUCGGUCAGCGCGGGCUCGCUGCUGCCCGGCGUGGGACUCCAGCCGGCCGGGCCGAAGAAAACGGGUCGCUGGAACGCUAUGCACGUGCGUAUUGCCUGGGAGAUCUACAAAAACAAGCGGAAGGCGGCGUCGGGCAGCGGCGGCGGCCUGGACCCGGCGCGCGGCGCGUCGGCCGGUCCUCCGCUGCUCAUGGCGUCCGCGCCGCAGCCGUCUCGCGCAGCGGGUGCCGGCCCGCUGGAUGUGCUCGGCGCCCACCAGCUGCACUCGCAGCCUGCCUCGUCGCGGCACCUGGCGCUAGCUCGGCCCAGCCUGCAGCCGCCGCCGCGCGGGGCUCCGGUUGGCUCCAGCGCCACGGAGCCGCUGCAGGCCUCCCUGCCGGAGUUUUCGGCCUACCGCGGCCUGGCCGGGCCCGGUCCCUCUCCGCUGAGGAGCGUCGCCGACCCCGGCCUCAGCGCGCUGGACCCGUGGGCCAGGUUCAGUCGGCCCCCUGCGCCGGUGAUCUCUGUCGGCUCGCUGAAGCCGGAGCUGGGGCCGCCGGCGUUCGGCGGCGGCAGCAGCAGCGCCUACAGUCCGUCCGCCGAGCGGGACCGGGAGCGGCGCGCGGCCGAGCGGCGCGCCUCCGCCGCCACGCCGCCGCGCCGACACCACUCGCGCUCGCCGGUGCGCGGCAAGCCGGCCGAGCCGUCCCAGUCGCCGGCCGGCCGCCGGGAGACGGACGAGCGGGACCGGCCGGCCGGCCUGGAGCUGAAGGCGCCCGGCCGACACCAGCUGAAUGGACACGCGCCGCGGCCCGACCCGCUGUCGCAGCUGUACGGCGCGGCGGCGGCGGCGGCCGCGCCCCGCCCGCUGCUGCCGUACGGACUGGAUCCGGCGGCCGGGCCGCGGCUCGACCCGUACGCGGCGCUGUCGGCCGGCAGCGACCCGCUGCGCAGUCUGGAGCGGGACCGGCAGCUGAUGCAGCUGAACGGGCUGGCGCCGCUGCUCUACCGCGAGCCGCCGGCCGCCGAGCUGGCGCGCCACCAGCAGCUAGAGCGGCUGGCGCUCGAGCGCGACCGGCAGCUGCUCGACCACAAGCUGCAGCUGGCGGGCAUGUACGGCGCGCCGGUGGCCGGCUACCCGCGGCCGCCGGCGCCGCCCCCGCCGCCCAUGUCGGCGCCGCCACCCGGUGGACUCCAGCUGGUCGGCGGCUUCGGAAAGCCGGGCUUCGGAGCGUCGCCGUUCGGCGGCCCGGGCGCGGUGGCGCGGCCGCCGGGCCCGCUGCGGCGCGCCGACCUGCCCGGCGCCGCCGGCCCUCCGCCGCCCGGGACGCUGUACCCGCCGCGUGACCGCGACCCUGUGCGGUAACACCGGCCGCCGCCACUGCCCGCUUCCUCCACUGUUGUGCCUGCGGUGGCUCGGCCUGUGAUCGCCUUCAUUUUAGAUGCUAUUUAUACGAUUGUUGACGGUGAAUUUCCGCCAUGCUAGUUGUUAUAUUGCAUGCUCAUUUGACGAUUUUGUUUUAUUGUUUUGUUUUGUCGGUGAUAGCUGAUGAUGUCCACCUGAUGAGAGCAAUGUUUCUGUGCCGUUACUUUACCGGUGUCUGUGAUCUCAGUCUUAUUUUCUGAGCCGUGCCAGGCCUUGUGCGCGCACCUUUUGUAGAUGAGAUCGCGACCAAGUCGGAUCGGCGGCCGGCGGCGCCCCUUGGCUCCCGCCGGUCUCUCAUCGACGAGCCUGUCGGAGGCAGUCAUACACCUGUCUGUGGUAUUUUUUUACCAUGCCAUCGCGCUGAAUUACUAUUGCCGUGUCUCACCAUAGUGCAGCAACGUUUGUAUAUAUGUGGUUUUCAAUAGAAUAAUGAAUCAUU
Molecule: messenger RNA, 4975 nt
Organism: Amphibalanus amphitrite
Lineage: Eukaryota; Metazoa; Arthropoda; Thecostraca; Balanomorpha; Balanidae
Product: collagen alpha-1(I) chain-like
Exons: 15
Coding region: 205-4476 (1423 amino acids)
Source: RefSeq, a predicted model, not a curated record